AUGGAAGAUGCAUCAAAGCUGCUUUCCAAGAUCGAGCUUGACGACUACACCAUUACGGAAGUCCGAAAUGGAUGGGAAACGGUCGAGAAGCGGCUGGGCGGGCCUCGGGAAGCUGGUGACUUCGUCUUCAAACUUCUGAAAGAUGCUGUGCCCCGGACAGAGGGCAUGCUGAAGAGGUCCAGCACAGUGUGGCACCUCCUCGACGGGCUGAUGCAGGCCCUGAGCGACCCCGAUCUGAUGCAAAAGCGCAUGGAGUACAUUGCUUUGCGCCACAUGAAUGCGGACAUCACGACGGCUGAUGUCGAGGUCUUCAAGGGCAUCCUCCUGGAAGUUUGUGCGAAGAAGCUGGGGGGCCUGAUGACUCCAGAGUUUCAGUUCGGCCUUGGCCAGAUCGUGACUGCCAUAGGCAUCUCAUUGGCUAACACGCACGCGCACUAUGCGCAGCGACUUCGGCUUCUAACUGGCUGCUGGAAGGAGGUCAAUGCUACCGAGGAUGAUGCCGCGGAGGAGCAAGAGGAGAAGCCUCAAGACUCCGAUUCCCCGGACGAGGCCUCACCCACCGAGCACACGGAUAAGAAAGAUCACGACUUGAGUUCCAUGGAGAAGGGCGAGGAGGAUCGUCAUACGAAGUGGAAUGACAACGGCAACAUGAACAUUCCCAAGACCUUUGCAGCGAUGGCACGUUUCAAUGCUUCGGUGAUGGGUAUUGGCGACCGCAUGUGGUUUGCUGAUCUUCUCUACUCCAUGGAGUCGCUGGUGCCCCACAUUGGCAAUGUCGACCGCGUUCAGGAGGAAUGUGAUGUCCUCGCAUUGACAUUGGCCCACUACGACAAGGUCAAUCUCGGUGAGUUCCGGUCCGUGAUGUUCGCAAGCCUCAGGUCGCUCUUGCCGACAGCCUGGAGCCUCGAGCACGAGAAUGCUUGGUCCUGGUUCUGGACCUGUGUGGAGAAGAAGGUGGAACAGAUCCGGCAGCUUCCGGUGCGGAAUCAGCAGUGCCUGAGAACAUUUCUCUCUCGACUGGACGAGGAUACUUUGGCCACGUUCAAGCUGAAGGUCUUCGACACGUUUUUCGCAAGUUGCGAGGAGUCUCAGCUCUACUUGCGUGCCGCCAACAAGCGCCUCCAGUACAUCAUGGGACGGAUCUUGACCAUCAUGUCCGACGUUUACACCAAGACUCACAAGGCAGUCAUCGCAAUCUCUGCCUUGGGCCUUCUGCAUGCGGGCCAUGGGGUGCCAGAGGACUUGGUGCGCCCUUUUGUCCAAGCCUUCAUGUGUUCUAUCAAAGAGGAAGUUCCAGACGAGUCCAUCCACGAUGGGCUCUGGUGGACACUGGACCUGAUCGGAAGAAUCUUCAUUCGGACAUUAUCAGAGGGCUCCACUCCAGUGAUCAUCGCCAUCAACAAGAACAACACGAAGGUGCUGAACACCGCCGUCUCCAACGCGCCCCGCGGGCAGCGCGAAGUGAUUUUGCUGCGGGUCCAGGUGGGUACGGAGUCCAUGUCGCCGUUGGUCUGGGCGGUGGAGAAGGGUGCUCUGGAAUCCGCUGGCGCGAUUCUCAAGGACCUGCUCACGAUGCGGGCGGAUCGCGGCCGCUACUACUAUGGCAUGGAAGCGAUCUUCAGCCGCCAUCCAGACAUCAUUCCCCUGCUUUGCAACAAGGCCCCAUCGCUUCUGGUGACACUGCUGGAUGGGCUCAUUUGGCGUUCCAAGAACGUGAGACAAGGCAUGCGUCGUGUGAACUACUACAUAAGCUCCAUGCUGGUGGGCGAUGAGGGCCAGCUGACGACUUCCCUCCUGGACCUGAUCAAGCAUGGAGACCCUGAAAUCGUUUGUCAUCCUGCUGCCGUCUUCCAGGCCGACCUGCUUUGGGCUCGGCUUUGUUGCCUUCCUUGGGCCGCCACGAAGGUCUGGUUUUGCGUGACCCUUGGCAUGUUCGUUGUUGCGGAGCAGCACGGCAUCAUAACGCUUGAUGUCCGCAGCAAGCAGCGUUAUGCGAUCAUUGCAUGCCGAGCCUGCUUGUACUUCUUCAGCCUGGGCCAGCUCCUGGUGAAGCACGCGGUCCAGAGUUAUCGGGCGCUGCGCGCGAAGCAAACGAGACGCUUCAUUUGGCGCUGUCAUUUGCCAUCCUACUUGCUGCAGUCCGGGCAGGAGAUGACCGAAGUGAUACUUCUGAUUCUUCUUCUGUGCAUGCUUUGCUGCGAGCCAGUGCUGCACUGCCUCUCUGCCAGCAAUGAACUCUUGGUGGACUGUUGCGAGUACGGGGAGUGGUACUGCAGCAUCAACAACUUUUACAACCGCCUCGCUGCCUUCCCGAUGCUGCUUUACUUUCUACUCGCCUCCGAGCUGGUGCACUUGCACGUGCAGCUCUCCGUCUUCAGCGUGAUUUGCGCAAGCCUCUGGUGGGAGUUCAUGCUGUAUCUCGCAGUUCUUGUCUUUUUUGCGGCCACCUUUGCUGCAGGAGUCGCUUGCUUACCUCAAUCUGGUGGAGCGGAGUCUGCGCAGAUGCGGGACUUUAGCAGCAUGCCUGCAGCCUUCGAGUCCAUGCUGGCCAUGGCUUUCAACACCUACGGCAGCGGCAACUUUGAGGAAAUUGCGACCGCUGGAGAGCCGAUGCUGCAGUGGUUCGUCAUGGCUUUUGCCGCCUGCUGGCAUGUCUACCUGAUGAACCUCAUGGUGGCCCAGCUGUGCCAGCGAUAUAAUGAUAUCUUCCACAACGCCCGUGGCAAUGCCCGAUUGACGCGGGGCAUCAUCAUCUACGAAACAUCCAUGCCACUGAUCUCCAAGAACCGCUGGGCAAGGUUCGUGGAAUCCUUGCGACUGGAGGUGGCCUGCGAAUUGGACGAAGGCGACAACGGACCCAGAGGUGCCGUACCCACGCUCGAGAGCCCGUACGAGUACUUGCAAUACCCAGCUGUGGAGCUGGAUCGGGUCCAACGGUAUGGAGGGCUUGCAAAUCCCGAGCUGCCGUGGCCGAACCUCGAGGAGGCAUUGGACGACAGCGCCGUCGGCCGCCUGGAAAGGCUGACGAAAGCCAAGUUCGAGGAGAUGGACAGGCUCAUGGUGGACAUGGCGGUGAAGCUUGGCGUCCGCUCUGCCAGUCUUUCCGGCGGUGCCGGUGACACCACUGGCUUCUCCUCUGCCCACGGAUCCACCCAUCGAGACAACGGAGAAUCCAGUCAUGUGUUGGAUGCCGAAGCAGGUGCUGCCAAGGAUGCUGAGGAGGAGUUGAGCGUCACGGAGCUCAACGAAGGAACCCUCAACGAGCUCCCCCAGGAUGGCGAGCUGACCGAGGAAGGCGAGCUGUUGAAUGAGACCCCCUAUGGGAUCAAGCAAAGCAAUCAGAGCCCUUUCUCAGUGCACGGCUGA
Symbiodinium sp. CCMP2592 is the source of this 3366-nucleotide messenger RNA. The record is from the annotation of a GenBank genome assembly. Lineage: Eukaryota; Dinophyceae; Suessiales; Symbiodiniaceae.